AUGAGUAGCCGUGUGACAAAAAGCUAUGGUUUAAUCAAAUUGUUGAUGAAGCCUGGUGAUGGGAGUUUACGUUUCCCUCAGUUUCUCCGUUGUUUUCAGGCUGAUGGGUUCUCUGCGUUUCGCAGUUGCAACACGGUGAGGAACAGAUUCAUGUCUUCCUCCAUGGAUCCGAUGGCUGGAGAGGAAGCAAAAGGCGGUGUUGCACUGCUUCCGGCUGUUGAGGACAAGUACGGUGGCGUGAUGACGGAGAUGAGUCGUCCCAUGGAUCCUUCUGCCUUCUCUGCUCUUCUACGAUCAUCUCUCUCUAACUGGACUCUUCAGGGAAAAAAGGGAGUGUGGAUCAAAUUGCCGAGGCAGCUUAUUAGUCUUGCUGAAACUGCUGUUAAGGAGGGAUUCUGGUUUCAUCACGCAGAGAAAAACUACUUGAUGCUUGUGUAUUGGAUUCCAAAACAAGACCAUACUCUUCCUUCCAAUGCAUCUCACCGUGUUGGCAUAGCUGCCUUUGUCAUUAACCACAACAAAGAGGUGCUUGUUGUUCAAGAGAAGACAGGAAGAUUUAAAGGCCAAGGAAUAUGGAAGUUCCCCACCGGAGUAGUCAAUGAGGGAGAAUACAUCCAUGAUGGCUCAGUCAGAGAGGUGAAAGAAGAGACAGGAGUGGAUACAGAGUUUGUCCAAGUAUUGGCUUUCAGACAAACCCACAAAGCUUUCUUUGAAAAGUCAGAUCUGUUCUUUGUGUGCAUGUUAAAGCCUCUUUCUUUAGAGAUCAAUGCACAAGAGUCAGAGAUAGAGGCAGCUCAGUGGAUGCCAUGGGAGGAAUACAAAAAACAACCUUUCGUACAAAACCAUGAGCUAUUAAGGUAUAUGACAGACAUUUGCUCUGCUAAAACCAAUGGAGACUACGAAGGCUUCACUCCUCUCCCCGUCUCUGCACCUGAUCUACACGGCAACUUAUACUUCAACAACCGCGACCUCAGUUCCCACCAAUAA
Eruca vesicaria subsp. sativa (arugula) is the source of this 987-nucleotide messenger RNA. NCBI's taxonomy places the organism in Eukaryota, Viridiplantae, Streptophyta, Magnoliopsida, Brassicales, Brassicaceae. The record is from the annotation of a GenBank genome assembly.